Messenger RNA from Nematolebias whitei (Rio pearlfish), 5502 nucleotides. RefSeq names its product receptor-type tyrosine-protein phosphatase S. The record is from RefSeq and is a predicted model, not a curated record. Gene Ontology annotation, biological process: protein dephosphorylation. The transcript is spliced from 29 exons. Bases 279 to 5138 code for a protein of 1619 amino acids. Gene Ontology annotation, molecular function: protein binding; protein tyrosine phosphatase activity. Lineage: Eukaryota; Metazoa; Chordata; Actinopteri; Cyprinodontiformes; Rivulidae.
AUGCGCCCCGGAGAUGUGAGGAGCAUGCAGCCUCCUCUUCCUCCUCCUCCACAAAGAAGGCAGACGCUCCUCUGACUCUGCUGGAUUACAUCUCCCCCCAGCUCUGCGCUCGGAGGAGGCUCCAGCCGCACAUCUCCCCCCCCACCCCCCCAUCCUCCCCAUGAAUGUAGGGGCAGACUGCGAAGAACAGCGAGCACUUCUCAUCGAGAGUGCCUGCCCCUGCUGAGUGAAGCCCGACCUGCAUUUUUGUCAUCUCCAACCAGCCCAACGGUGGUGCCAUGCUAUUGUGUAAACCAAGCAGCGUUCUGGCUCAGACCAGGCAACCCAUCCUGGGCCUCGGCCUUCAUCUGUCCCACAUGUGUCUGCUGCUGCCUUUGGUCAUCCUUCUAACCAGCGUUUGUGCAGCACUAGGCCCACCAAGAUUCACCAAGAUUCCAACAGACCAGAUCGGCGUGUCAGGGGGGGUGGCAUCAUUUGUGUGUCAGGCCAUCGGCAACCCCAAGCCUGUCGUCUACUGGAACAAAAAGGGCAAGAAGGUCAACUCCCAGCGUAUCGAGACCAUAGAGUUUGAUGAAGGUGCUGGUGCUGUGCUGAGGAUCCAGCCGCUCAGAGCCCCCCGAGAUGAGAACAUCUACGAGUGUGUGGCACGCAACAGUGAAGGAGAGAUCUCUUUCACUGCAAAGCUGGCCAUUAUCAGAGAGGACCUGUUGCCUUUUGGCUUCCCCAGUAUAGACAUGGGCCCCCAGCUGAAGGUGGUGGAACGGACAAAGACGGCCACCAUGCUCUGCGCUGCCAGCGGCAUCCCUGACCCGGAGAUCUCCUGGUUCAAAGACUUCCUGCCAGUCGACCCCAGCCUCAGCCAGGGUCGCAUCAAACAGCUUCGAUCAGGAGCGUUGCAGAUCGAGAACAGCGAGGAGACGGACCAAGGGAAGUACGAGUGCGUGGCCACCAACUCUCAAGGCGUGCGCUACUCCUCGCCUGCAAACCUAUACGUCCGAGCUUUACCAAAACCUCCUGGGACACCCAUCGUCACAGAGACCACAGCCACCAGUAUCACCAUCACCUGGGACUCAGGCAAUCCCGACCCCAUCUCCUACUACAUCAUCCAGUACCGAGCCAAAGGGCCGGACAGCAAGUAUGAGACGGUGGACAGCAUCACCACCACCCGCUACAGCAUUGGUGGCCUCUAUCCCAACACAGAGUAUGAAAUACGAGUGUCAGCCUUCAAUAGCAUCGGUCAGGGCCCCCCCUCCACCCGUGUGGAGGCUCGCACUGGAGAGCAAGCCCCUGCCAGCCCUCCCCGCAAUGUCCUUGCCCAUGUUAUCGCUGAGAACAACGUGAUGGUCCGCUGGGAGGAACCAGAAGAGCCCAAUGGACAGGUAAAGGGUUAUCGUGUAUACUACACCAAGGACCCAUCGCAGCCUAUCAAUGAUUGGCAGAUCCAUAAUGUCCAGGACAGCUUGCUCACCACUAUCCAGAAACUUGUAACCUCAGAGACAUACACCAUCCAGGUCCUGGCCUUCACUUCUGUAGGGGACGGCCCCUUCUCAGAUCCCGUUCAUGUCAAAGUUUUGCAUGGAGUUCCAGGCCAACCAGGCAAGUUUAAAGUGGGGAAGGUGACAGACACCAGCAUCGAGCUGACCUGGGAACCCAUCUACAACAAGGAGAAAAUCAUCAAAUAUGAGCUGCUCUACAGACCUGUCAAGUUUGGCAGCGUGGCGACGUUGAGCUUUGAGCCGAGGAACUCCUACACCGUGGAGGGUCUAAAAGCAAAUACAGAGUAUUCCUUCUCCCUGGCGGCCAUGUCAAGCAAAGGCAUCGGAGCUUUCACCAACGAGCUGGUGCAGCGGACGGCCCAAGCCAAACCCUCUGCUGCACCCGAGGGUGUGUCCUGCGAGCGUGCCAGCUCCACCUCGCUGAGAGUGAGCUGGAGGUCACCUCAGUUGGAGGGCCAGUUGGCAGGUUAUGAGCUCAAAUACCAAAGAGUUUCUGGGGCAGGAGGAGGUCAGGGUGAGGAGGUGACAGCGCCUCCUGUCCCAGCCUACUUUGAACAAAUUGUGCUGGAAGGUCUGGAGAAGUGGAGCUGGUACAACAUCACAGUAGCAGCCUCCACUGCAGAGGGGACCGGACCCACCAGCCCGACUGUGGUUUGCAGAACCGACGAGGAUGUUCCCGGCGCGGCUCCUCGUCAGGUGGACGUGCAGCCGCUUAACUCCUCGGCACUUCGAGUCACGUGGCGCUCGGUGUUGCCACGGUUACGGCAAGGCCAGGUUCGUGGCUACCAGGUGCACUUCAGCCGCGUAGAGAGUGGCGAAUCACGCACGCUCCCUCAGAUCAAAGACCUUCUAUUAGACGACACCCAGAUGGAGGAGGAUGAUUCCACUCACUACGAGCUGAUUUUAGGAGGCUUGAAAACAGAGACUUUGUACUCGGUCUCAGUGGCAGCGUACACCACUAAAGGAGAUGGAGCGCACAGCAAAGCCAGGCUAGUGCAGACCACUGGGAUUGUGCCUUGCUCCCCCUCCCUCUGGGUGCAUCCAGGAUUGGGUUCGUCUGCGGUGGUGAGAUGGGCUCCUCCUCGGGAUUGCUCGGAAACUGGUUCUGACAGCCGAGGGACCCCAAUGGAAAUCCGGGGCUACCGUCUCCAGUUUGGCCUAAAAAACGAUUCUUUGAACACCACGAUGGAUUUUACGCAUCGGGAGAGAAACUUCACUGUCAGAGACCUCUCCCCGGGCUCCUCCUACCAGUUCACCCUCUCUGCAAAGAGCCGAGCAGGCUAUGGAGAUGUGGCUCAGCAGGAAAUUAUGAUUCCUAUGUUUCCCCCCUCCGGAUACCCAAAAUUAUUUGAUUUUAUAAAUGCAACAUGCUGCUCCCUUCAGUUCUCCUGGCUGCCUCCUGCCUCAAAUGAGUGCACUGGUGUCAUAACUGAGUACACUAUAGCUUACAAACAAGCUGCCGCCCCCAGACUCUCGGCUGACCCUGGCUCCUCUGCCUUACCCACUCCUUCUGCUCCUCCAUGGCUGAUCACACUGCCAGCGAGUGAGUCCAGCUUCACCAUCCUUGGCCUCAAUCACAGCACAGCCUACGAGGUGCAGCUCAGAGCCCACAACAAGGCGGGGCCAGGACCUUUCAGCCCCGCUCUGCUUGGCCUCACCCUGGCCUUUGAUACAGAUGUGCCGAGGAAUUUUUCAGUCAACCUGGCCACUAAGACCAGCGUCCUUCUUACCUGGGACUUUCCAGAGACCUCCAACCCCUACCUCUUUAUUGUGGAGUAUAACCGUCAGAAGAUGGAGGUGAACGCUCGCCUGAAGAAGGCAGUCAUCCCAAACCUUCAGCCCGACACCAGCUACGACUUUAAAAUUACUGCUCCUGAAGGCAACAUGGGAGGUCUUCGACACCGCAUAACUGCCAAGACAUCUCCGCCAAUCACCAUCCGCCGCCCUGAGAUCGACCACACCCGUGAAACAGAGACCACCAUCACUAUAAUCUUGCCCUCUCUGGAAACUCGCUCUCCUGUCAAGAAUGUUUACGUUGUUGUGGUUCCUCUGCGGCGAACCCGUGGCGUCAUCAGGCAACCCAAAAGUCCAGAUGAAAUGGACCUGGAGGAGCUGUUAAGAGACAUCAGUCAAAAGCAGAGGGAUUCUCGACAGCAGAAGCAGGUGGACCUGAGGCGGGCUUACAUCACGGCCCGUUUCACACCUGCCACCCUGCCAGCCUUCUUCACCCUGGGGGACCAGCUGGACUACGGAGGCUUUGAGAACCGAGCUCUGGAGCCGGGGCAAGAGUACGUCUUCUUCAUCCUGGCGGAACUGAACUCGACGACAGGGAGGAUGUACGUGGCCAGUCCUUACACAGACCCGGUGAUCGCCCCGGAUUCAGACCCCCAGCCUUUUGAUGCCGGCGAUGGUCUGAUCUGGGUGGUCGGACCUGUCCUGGCUGUGGUGUUCAUCAUCUGCAUUGUUAUUGCAAUCCUCCUUUACAAAAACAAACCUGACAGCAAGCGCAAAGACUCUGAACCAGGAACCAAGAGCCUUUUGGGCAACGCCGAGAUGAUGGCCCAUCACCCUACAGACCCCGUGGAGAUGAGACGUAUAAAUUUCCAGACUCCCGGGAUGAUGAGCCACCCCCCCAUCCCCAUCAGCGAGCUGGCCGAGCACAUCGAGCUGCUGAAAGCCAACGACAACUUGAGGCUUUCCCAGGAGUACGAGUCAAUCGACCCCAGCCAGCAGUUCACCUGGGAGCACUCCAACCUGGAGGUUAACAAGCCCAAAAACCGCUACGCCAACGUCAUAGCGUACGACCACACCCGAGUCAUCCUGGCUCCCGUAGAAGGGAUUCUGGGGAGCGAUUACAUCAACGCCAACUACGUUGAUGGCUACAGGAAGCAGAAUGCCUACAUUGCUACCCAGGGGCCUUUGGCAGAGACGUUCGGUGACUUCUGGAGGAUGGUGUGGGAGCAGCGGACUGCGUCUGUUGUCAUGAUGACGCGCCUGGAAGAGAAGUCACGAAUAAAGUGUGAUCAGUACUGGCCAAGUCGCGGCACAGAGACAUAUGGGAUGAUCCAGGUCACACUGCUGGACACGAUGGAGCUCGCCACGUUCUGCGUUCGAACCUUCUCAUUGCACAAGAGUGGCAACAGUGAAAGGAGAGAGGUACGCCAGUUCCAGUUCACAGCCUGGCCUGACCACGGCGUGCCCGAAUAUCCCACCCCAUUCCUCAACUUCCUACGCAGAGUGAAAGCCUGCAACCCUCCUGAUGCUGGACCCAUCACAGUUCACUGCAGUGCUGGUGUUGGUCGCACCGGCUGUUUCAUUGUCAUCGAUGCCAUGCUGGAGCGCAUCCGACAUGAACGCACCGUGGACAUCUACGGCCACGUGACGCUCAUGCGCUCGCAGAGGAACUACAUGGUGCAAACUGAGGACCAGUACAGCUUCAUCCACGAGGCGCUGCUGGAGGCCGUGGCCUGCGGGAACACUGAGGUGGCCGCCCGCAGUCUCUACUCCUACAUGCAGAAACUGUCCAAGGUGGAGCCUGGAGAGCACAUCACUGGCAUGGAGCUGGAGUUCAAGGAUGAGUACCAGUUCUGUUACCAGGCUGCUCUGGAGUACCUGGGUAGCUUCGAUCACUAUGCAACAUAAGAGAAGACACAACCAUGCAACCAUCUUUCUGCUUCGAGGUCCGAACCAACAAGCGCCGCGAGAGAAAGGUGGUGUGAACGCAACAACUCGAGCAUUUUACGGAAGCAGACUUUAAAGAGCAACUCGACGCCAACAAGCAACAAAAAACAGCAACAAAAAAAUCUCCAACGGCACUCCAACGCUCCUCGAUAGUUUCCCUGACGGGCGAGGAGGCGGUCCAUGUGUAAUCCAUAUACUUACCUCAGUGUUCCAGUGUGAAGGACGUAUAAUACAUGUGUGUUGUGGUCAGCUAUCUCCAGUAUGAACCAGUGAAAUACAAACGACUUCUGAACAGGAGUUCCGAUACUCUAUGUGUGUAAAAUAC